Silurus meridionalis is the source of this 1522-nucleotide messenger RNA. It is a transcript of the gene ccdc197, whose product is annotated as coiled-coil domain-containing protein 42 homolog. The record is from RefSeq and is a predicted model, not a curated record. Bases 207 to 1409 code for a protein of 400 amino acids. NCBI's taxonomy places the organism in Eukaryota, Metazoa, Chordata, Actinopteri, Siluriformes, Siluridae. The transcript is spliced from 9 exons.
UUGCUGUGGCAAUGGGAAAACGCUCCCCCUCUCACUUUCCACGGUCUCUUGGCAACAGUGCAACACAAGAUCAGAUGGACACAAAACCCGGAAAGGAUACAAACUUCUCGAGAGACCUCAAACAAAUUGAACUAUAAGGAUCGUGGACUAUAUUUUUCUAAUCUAAUUUAACAACUAAAAAAAGCAGGCUGGCUACCUCAGCAAAAAUGGAUACACUCUCUCUCCCUUUGCUGGAUAAGGAUGACCCGCGUUUUCAACUGAAAAUGGAAAACAGGCUGAAAAGUAUUUUUGUAACACAGCUGGAAGAGCAGGGUUUUCCUCAUAGCAAAGAAGAGGGAGAGAAUGUGAAACUCAUCCCCAUCAUAACAGAGUCAUCUAACAGAAUCCUGAAAACAAGUGUCAACACUCUCCAAAAGACAUUGAUACUGAGGACACAGGUGCAGCUGGAUGAUGUAAACAGGCAGCUAAUGCAGAAACGACUCCAGUUCAAAGAUCGAAUGCAGGCUCUGGAACAGAGAAGGGCAGCACUACUGGAAAAACAGGAAGAAACAAAAGAAAAAGCAAUGAAGUUUGAAAGGUUUGUGGAGGAUAAUGAGGUAAAGCGGCGACGUGCCCUGAAGAAAUUCCAGCUAGAGAAAAAAGAGAAUGAGCUCAGAGAGGAAGAGAAAUCCAACCUACAAAAAGAACUUGAGCAACUUCAAAUCAGGCAUCAACAACUAAAAGAACGUGUUGAUAAAUAUAAGAUUUAUGAAGAGUAUAUGGUGAAGAUUCUGGAAUUACUUCCAGAAAGUAAAAAAUCUUAUUCAGAGAAUGGCUCAGAUUCUUUGGUGAUGCCCAUCAUCAGACGCCACGAAACCCUGUCCAUCACUCAGCAGGACUUGUUGCAACGUCUCAGCAGCCUUUCAGAGGAACUAGACCAGGGCCGAUGCAACCUGGACUCAAUUACACUGGAGCACAAUACAAGCAAACUUAUGUCUACUAAGGAACUGUCAGAACAGCAGAGCCAAUGGGAACAAAUACGAGAAAUCAACAAACAACUGGAGAUGACCCUGUACACUCAGCAUGAUCAGUCCAGAGACCAGAUUGAGGAGAUUGGGACUAUUUUGCUAGCGGUGAAAAAUCUGGCGCAGCAAUGCCACCAGCAACACUAUGGACCUUUAAAUGAGAUGGACUUGCUGACCAUGAUGGACAUGAUAAAGGAGUUCAUUCUGGAGACAAUGGAUACAGAGAAAAGAGCAAUGCAACAGCAGAUAAGAGACUCCAGCACUUCAGAAGUGAUGAAAAGGAGCAGACACAGAGGAAGAAAAGGAACAGCAAUAACUGUAAACACGUCCAGAAAUGUUAACCUACAGAGCAAUAGCAAAACCAGCGAAAAUGAACUCCUUAGCUCCUCCAAGACAAUGCAAUAAAACACUAUUCAUAACACAAACUAUUGUGAGAUAAUAUACAAUCGCUUCAUCAAUAUAUUGUUUUUUUAGACAGUACAUUUUCAGCAAAAAUAAAUUCAAUUUAAUUCAUUUAA